AUGCCGGCUCCAGCCUAUAUCAUCUCAAGGGUAGCGGAUCCCAUCUUUGCUGUCUUCAUUGGGGUAUCGGCUGCUGUGACCCGAAUCAAUCGCGAGGAAAAGGCCAAGGGGAAAACGACGAAUGAGACUAUUCAAGCCGCCCUACGACGGGUUGGGCUCGCUACAGAGAAAUCUACAUCAUAA
Molecule: messenger RNA, 183 nt
Organism: Clonostachys rhizophaga
Lineage: Eukaryota; Fungi; Ascomycota; Sordariomycetes; Hypocreales; Bionectriaceae
Source: the annotation of a GenBank genome assembly